AUGUCCGAUCAAGAAGCCCUCCAGCCGACCAAGUCGAGCAAGACUCCAUCGAGUCAACCCGCUGCCUACUCAGUCGAGCAGAACAAACAGAGAAGUCGAGCACUCAAUCAGAAGCUCGAUUUUGCGUUGCUUCCACUUCUUUCACUUCUAUAUCUGUUCAAUGGUCUAGAUCGUGGCAAUGUUGGCAAUGCCGAAACCCAAGACAUAGGGGCUGAGCCGGAUGAUUUGAAUGAAGCGGUCUCUCUAUUCUUUGUUACUUUUGUUGUCUUGCAACCCAUUUCUGCCGCAGCUGGUCGUUAUAUUGGUGCUAAGCAUUGGAUCCCCUUUUUAAUGUUUGGCUGGGGUGCAGUGACAAUUGGUCAAGCUUUCAUCAAAGGACGUGGGGCACUUAUCACCACACGUUUGCUCAUUGGUGCCUUUGAAGCGGGCUUCUACCCCACGGCCGUUGCGUAUUUGUCGUUCUUCUACCCACGUUACGACUUUUGUGUUAGACUCGCUCUAUUUUACGGACAGUAUGCCAUCGCUGGAGCCUUCUCUGGCUCAAUUUCAUACGGCAUCUUUCAUCUCCGUGGCGGUGGCCUCAAGAACUGGCAAUAUCUCUUCCUCAUCGAGGGAGCACUGACAUGCUUCUUUGCUAUCAUUGCUUGGCUGUGGCUACCUAAAGGUCCUGGCUCUGCUUGGUUUCUUCGUCCAGAUGAACGAGAGUUUGCUGUCGAACGUAUGAAGCAAGACAACGCCGAGUUUGUACAACAUGAGUACAGCGAAGAUGGUAUCGAAGAGAACCGUUUGAGCAAGAGAGAUUUCGUGGAAACGAUGAAAGACUGGAAGCUGUGGACCGUCCUACUGCUCAAUAUCUGCGCGAGUGUCCCCAGCGGUGCCUUCUCAGUUUUCCUGCCCCUUGUUGUUCAGGGGCUGGGUUACGAGUCUAUUCUUGCCAACCUGAUGACAGUUCCGCCCUUCGUCUGUGGUGCUCUUGGCCUUUACGCCUUUGCUCUAAGUUCGGAUCACUACAAGGAACGGGGAUAUCACAUAUUGGGUGGUUUGGUGAUUGGUAUCAUUGGCCUGAUCCUUACUGUUACAAUCUCCUCGAGCACUGGGCAGUACGUUUCACUUUGUGUACUUCUAUCCGGCGUAUACAUUUCGGCUCCUCUCACUAUGGCAUGGCUCAGUGGCAAUACGCCUGAGCCUGGCAAGCGAGCUCUUGUGCUUGGCGUCAAUGGGUUCGGUAACCUUGGAGGCGUGAUCGGGGCGCAGUUGUACCGACAGCGAUACAAGCCCCAUUACAGAUUUCCAUUUUACGUCACGCUGGGCUUCCUUGCCAUCGCCUUAGUCGGAUAUUUGUCCUAUCGAUUCAUGCUUGCAGCAGUCAACAAACGCAAGCAGGCGAUAUUGAGCACAAUGUCACCAGAGGAGAUCGAGAGUGAGAGACUCAAUGACCGCCGAUACGCAGACAAGAAGUUGACUUUCAUGUAUGGACUGUGA
Molecule: messenger RNA, 1482 nt
Organism: Fusarium redolens
Lineage: Eukaryota; Fungi; Ascomycota; Sordariomycetes; Hypocreales; Nectriaceae
Product: major facilitator superfamily domain-containing protein
Exons: 6
Coding region: 1-1482 (493 amino acids)
Biological process (GO): transmembrane transport
Cellular component (GO): membrane
Molecular function (GO): transmembrane transporter activity
Source: RefSeq, a predicted model, not a curated record